This is a messenger RNA of Postia placenta MAD-698-R-SB12, 843 nucleotides long. RefSeq lists its product as hypothetical. Gene Ontology annotation, molecular function: zinc ion binding; nucleic acid binding. The record is from RefSeq and is a predicted model, not a curated record. The transcript is spliced from 2 exons. NCBI's taxonomy places the organism in Eukaryota, Fungi, Basidiomycota, Agaricomycetes, Polyporales, Adustoporiaceae. The coding region runs from base 1 to 843 and encodes 280 amino acids.
AUGCUGCGCACAGACCAGCUGCGCACGGACCAACCACGCGCACCUCCCCUUCCUCCCCCCAUCUUCUCCCAGCUUGCCUCCGUCCAAAUCGGGAUCCAGGGAGCGACAACCCCCUUCGUCGACGAAAAAGCCUUCCUUCAGGCAUUCAAGGCCCGUUUUGGCAAUCUCGACGACGCCGCCGCGGCACAGGUGGAGCUUAACAAGCUCUGCUCCGACAAAACCAUGCGCAAAAAGCGCACCGCCGCAGAAUUCUCUGCGCUGUUCAAGGGUCCGGCGGACCGUUCCGGGUAUGGGAACCUGGAACUACGCGACAAGUACCUGAGCGGCAUCCCUUCCCGCGUCUAUCGCAAACUCGAGCUCGAAACCUUCACCACGUGGCAAGCCGCUGACAAGCGCGCCACCGAGGUCGAGCAAAUCCUCGACGUUAGCCGGGCUCGUCGGCCCGAGCUAAACAGCUUCUUCUCGGCACGGGGUCGAGGACGCGGAGGGGCACGUGGUGGUGCACCCUCGUCACACGCAGCUUCGGCCAGCAUCAAUGCGGCCAUCGGAAAAGGAAACUUCCCCGGCACAUGCUUCGGCUGUGGGAAGCAAGGGUACCGACGCUUCGAGUGCCCCAAUUGUAAGGACAAGCCUUACACAAAACGCGCCGACGCGCGGGCUACGGUUGCCUCGGGAUCCACCCAGGCCGCGACAAGCGCCCCCAUCACAACAACACCCUCGGCAAGUAUAAGUGCCGCUUCAGCGAAAUCCGAACAAUCGGAGCUGGCGGACUUAAUGGCACAGGUGAAGUCGAUGCGUGAGGAGCUCGAGCACUAUCGGGCGAUGAAGGAGGAGGGUUUUUGA